GAGUGCUGCAUAGUGAUGUCAUGCAGCAGCUGUGGUGUGGUGCUGAUGCUGCUGAGCUGCAGAUCUUCAGAGAACAGAGACAAGAGUGGCGAGGCUGCAGGGAACAGAUUCUACCUCACCACAGUGUCUUUGACGGAGAGCAGCAGGAACAUGACCCUCACAGCAUACAGAGAGAAGAUGCGACAGCUCCCCCUGGUGUCCAUUUUCUGCUCCUGCAUCCUUCCUGACCCCAGGGAGCAAACAGCUGACAAGAAGGAAGGCGUAGUGGACUUGAAUCUGUGCAACAUCCGGGACAUGGAGGUCAUAGAGCUGAGCAAGCGAGCGAGCGGCCAGGCCUUUGAGGUCAUCCUGAAGCCGCCCACCUUUGAUGGUGCCCCGGAGCUGAGGGCCACCACGCCUCCUCGUCAGAAACCAUCGCUGGAGGAGAUCCAGAAGAAGCUGGACGCUGCUCAGGAAAGGAGGAAGUGUCAGGAGGCGGAGCUGCUGAAGCACUUAGCUGAGAGGAGGGAGCACGAGCGAGAAGUUGCUCAGAAAGCUUUGACCAAAGAGCGCCAGGAGCAUCGCAUCGACGCAAACCAGCUAAAGAUGCACCUGAAUGCCUCGCAGGAAGAGGACAAACACAGUGUGGAGGUGAGGAUGAGGAGGCUGAGAUGACAAAGGAGGAAUUCAAACACAAUCAUAAUGUGUCUUGAUGGCCUGAUCACAACACAAGCUGAACCUUAUUCAGAAGCCAAUUUUGAGGGCUGUUUACCUGAUUGACGAGCUGGGAAACUGGCGCUGCUCUGACUGGGAGCGUGACUGGAAGGUACCCAGAGCAGAACAAGAGAAAGUGAAGGACUGAGGGACGUUUGACUGCUCCACCAGGACUCUUUAAAGCAACAAACUCCUCGUUUUGAGAAACGCUGCAGAUCCAGUCAUCACUGGAUGGUUUCCUGUGGCUUUACUGUGCUUUGUUGACAUGCCAACAGUGCCAUUGCCUUCAUGUGUGAGUGUGACUGUACAUACACCAACAAGACCCAACACAGCUCAAAGGAAUCAGCAGUGUUGUUUGAAACUCUCCAGAGAGCAACUGAAGCUGGACCACAUCGACCCGACACAGCUGGAGUCUUUGACACGUCAGUUCAGAUAUUCUGACUAAAACUGCACCAUCUCCUGGACAAUUUGAACUACUAGUGGCACCUGUGAGUACUGCUGAAACUCAUGAAACUUACUGUCAGAGUUUCCAAAGUCCAAUCUAUAAAAAGCCUGACGUGAUCUAUCAGUUUGACUGAUUGAAGAUCAUCUUGAAACAGAUUCAGUUAAAAUCAAACUGUUAGGGUUUAUAUCAGCCUUGGAUACUGAGGUGAAGGUCUGAUUUAAAAGGUUAAUACAGGUCCAAUUCUGGUUAUGAAAGAAAAAGCCAAAAAGAAAAACUCUUAGCAUGUAGGCCAGGAUGAAUCUGAAAUUAACCAAUACCUCCAGGAGAAAGUCAAUGCAGUCAAAAAAGGAUGGAGGUCCAAGUAGCUUAGAGACCAGAACAACCUCACACAGUUUCUGAAAGUGAAAGUCCAGACUAGUCCCAAAAACCUUAGAGACUGAGAUGAGGAACAGGACAGAGACCUGAGCCAGUGCUGUCCAGCAACUGAAGACCCGACAGGAGACCCGAGUCAGUGCUGUCCACCGACUAGAGACCUGACAGGAGACCCGAGUCAUUGCUGUCCACCGAUUAGAGACCUGACAGGAGACCCGAGUCAGUGUUGUCCAGCAACUGAAGACCCGACAGAAGACCCGAGUCAGUGCUGUCCACCGACUAGAGACCUGACAGGAGACCCGAGUCAGUGCUGUCCACCGAUUAGAGACCUGACAGGAGACCCGAGUCAGUGUUGUCCACCAACUGGGGACCCGACAGGUGACCUGAGUCACUACUGUCUAGCAACUGAAGACCCGACAGGAAACCUGAGUCAGUGCUGUCCAGCAACUAGGGACCCGACAGGAGACCCGAGUCAAUGCCAUCCAAUUUUACUUCGUCACAGUCUGUUGAAAUUGUCUAAUCAACAUUAUCACAUCACCAUAAAAACACAGUGAUCCUAAUGAAUGAACGAAUUAAUAAACGAAUGAAUCAAUGAA
Molecule: messenger RNA, 2106 nt
Organism: Girardinichthys multiradiatus
Lineage: Eukaryota; Metazoa; Chordata; Actinopteri; Cyprinodontiformes; Goodeidae
Product: stathmin-4-like
Exons: 7
Coding region: 16-654 (212 amino acids)
Biological process (GO): regulation of microtubule polymerization or depolymerization; neuron projection development; microtubule depolymerization
Cellular component (GO): cytoplasm; neuron projection
Molecular function (GO): tubulin binding
Source: RefSeq, a predicted model, not a curated record